UGUGUCAAGAAAGAAAUAUUUUUGUUGAGCAGUGUUUAUUAAAAACGCUCAGCUCCAAUGACAAUAAUGAUCUAAUCAAAGAUAUGGAUUUAUCUAUACACCGCAAAUAUUUAUAACGCACGUGUGGCAAAUUCAUUCUUGUAUAAAUAAACUGAAAUGUGCGAAGAAUAGUUUAGUGAGAAUUUGUCUGUAAGAUCGGUGAGUGGAUUGUCGCACGAUUAUGCCUGCCCGCAAAGUACCGCAUAUUUUGAAGCUCUCCGCGCAGGAGCAGAAGGAGUUCGUCAACUCCUUCGAUGUGGUGAUGUGUGAUUGUGAUGGUGUUAUGUGGCUGAUUUCUUCUUCGCUGCCCAAGACAGGUGAAGCGGUGAAUACGCUGAAGGCGGCUGGCAAACAGGUGUUCUUUGUGUCCAAUAACAGUGUGCGCGUGGAUGAAGAUUAUGUGAAUAAGUUCACCGGGAUCGGAGUGAAGGAUUUUCAAGCGAACGACAUUAUGCAUCCUGAAAAGUCCAUGUUGUACUAUAUGAAGAAGCAUAACAUAAAGCAGCCGGUUUUCUCAUUAUGCGGUGGCCCCGGUAAUGAAACGCUACGUCGUGGAGGCAUAGAUGUGAGGACUUUGGUCACUAAGGAAGUCGUUGAAUUAUCUACUUUGGAAAAAGUUACAAGACCGGAACAAAAAAUGGGCGCAGUUUUGUUUGAUAAUAAUUUGAAUUUAACUUAUGCACAAAUGGCAGCGGCCACACGAUAUCUCGCGGAUAAAGAUUGCGAGUUUAUUGCCGGUGGUACAGAUUGGCUAGUACCGAUAACGAAAGAUCUAACUUUACCAGGAUUUUGCGAUUUCCUCGACACUCUUAAGCGAUUUACAGGACGAGAGCCGACAAUAAUUUGCAAACCGGCAGUUUUGCUUGGUGAAAUUUUGAAGGACGCCUAUAAAUUGGGCGAUCCCAAGCGUUGUCUGUUUGUUGGCGAUUCUCUGACGCACGAUGUACGCUUCGGUCUGAAUUGUGGCUUCCAAACCUUGCUCGUAUUGAGCGGCAGCACACCCAUAGAUGAAAUGUGGCAAGCAAGUGCGAAGGACCAACCUCAUUUUUAUACGGAUAGCAUAGCCGAUUUUAUAGAAUUAUAUACUAAUAUAAGUAAAAAUGCUUAAGAAUUAAUUUUGUAUGUAUUUCGUGUGGUUCUUCAUUAUAUUUUUUGUAUAGUUUAUAAGUUAGUCUGCUAUGCAAGGCAGAGAUAAAUUCAAAAAAUUAAAGAGCCUUAAAACUCAA
This is a messenger RNA of Bactrocera oleae (olive fruit fly), 1265 nucleotides long. Lineage: Eukaryota; Metazoa; Arthropoda; Insecta; Diptera; Tephritidae. The record is from RefSeq and is a predicted model, not a curated record.